Molecule: messenger RNA, 1004 nt
Organism: Ostrea edulis (European flat oyster)
Lineage: Eukaryota; Metazoa; Mollusca; Bivalvia; Ostreida; Ostreidae
Product: glutathione S-transferase theta-1-like
Exons: 4
Coding region: 118-810 (230 amino acids)
Biological process (GO): glutathione metabolic process
Cellular component (GO): cytoplasm
Molecular function (GO): glutathione transferase activity
Source: RefSeq, a predicted model, not a curated record
GUAUUGGAUCACUAGCUUAAGUAAUCAAUGUCAACAUCGAUAUUGAAAACCCGGGUUGAAGAUAUGUGCCGUGAUAGUUAAACAUACCUCGCGCUCCAUACCGAACUUCAUAAGAGUAUGACGUUAAAACUCUACUUUGAUUUGGCAUCCCAGCCUUCUAGGGCUGUGUACAUGUUUUUGAAGCUCAACAACAUUCCGUUUGAGGAAGUUUUUGUCUCUGUUGGAAUGGGGGAACACAGACAAGAGGAAUUCACAAAAAUCAAUCCUUUUCAACGUGUGCCCGUUAUAGACGAUGAUGGUUUCAUCCUCACAGAAAGUGUUGCAAUUCUAAAGUAUUUAGCAAAGAAAUAUCAGGCAGCGAGUCAUUGGUACCCAGAAAGUGACGUCACAACGACUGCCAAGAUUGAUGAAUACAUGAACUGGCAGCACUGGUAUACCAGACAAAAUUGCGCAAUGCUGUUUCAAAACUUGAUUUUGAUACCUAGAAUAAAGCGUAAGCCCAUAGACUGGGACAAGGUGAAAUUCUAUCGGAAAAAGGUCGUUCAAAUCGUCAAUUUUUUGGGCGAUUAUUACCUGAAAGAUAAUCUUUAUCUUUGUGGAAAUGAAAUCACACUGGCUGAUCUCCUUGGUGUCUGCGAGUUGGUACAACUUUAUCCAGUGCAAGAAGAGGGAGUUUUUGAAAGCAACCCAAAGGUGAAGGCAUGGGUGGAUCGCGUCAAAGCGAGACUGGGACCGCUAUUCGACGAGACGCACGAAGUCCUAGUUGGAAUGAGAGAUAUGUUUGACCGUAAUGUGAAUUCCAAGUUGUGACCAGAGAAAGAAAACUUAACACAAUAACGUGUUGUAUGAUAGGAGAAUUACAUAUCGUGUCUCCAGGAACGUGUUUUUAAUCUUUCUGUGAUAUAUGACAUACAUAUAUGUAUAUAUUAUGAUAUGGUGUACAACUGUAUUAAACGGAAUUAACCGUUGUGCGAGUUUUUGGCAAUUAAAACAUUGAAGUUUAA